This is a messenger RNA of Crotalus tigris (Tiger rattlesnake), 5704 nucleotides long. RefSeq names its product protein C, inactivator of coagulation factors Va and VIIIa (gene PROC). Gene Ontology annotation, biological process: proteolysis. Gene Ontology annotation, molecular function: serine-type endopeptidase activity; calcium ion binding. Gene Ontology annotation, cellular component: extracellular region. Bases 320 to 3172 code for a protein of 950 amino acids. The record is from RefSeq and is a predicted model, not a curated record. Lineage: Eukaryota; Metazoa; Chordata; Lepidosauria; Squamata; Viperidae. The transcript is spliced from 18 exons.
UGAAAUAGAGUUUAAUUUAUAGAAAAAAAACACAUUUAUUUUAAUUAGCCAUUGCUUACCUAAGCAAUAAGAGAAGAAAAUCAGAAAGAAAAGCACAUGUUAAAAAGCAAACCAUUCCUGAUUUUCUUUUCUACAUGUAGAAUCCCACAGGAGCCAUUUUUGUUUAACUGAAAGAAAGGCUGUCAGAGUGUAUCUCCUGAGUAAAUAUUUGAGGUUAUGGAUUAACUUUAACUAGUGUCCUCUGCAUUCAAUGGUGGAAGAAUAGACUACUGUGAUUCAGCCAAGGAGUUGUUCUCAUAGUUGUGGAAUCGGUUGUGCAAUGGGUAGAAUCAUUUCUCUUCUGGCGUUUUCAGCUGCCUUCAUAUUGCUUAAUGGAUAUGAAGCCUCAGUGUUUUACAGCAGCCAAGAAGCCAAUCGUGUCCUGAAGAUUCAAAAGCGCGCAAAUUCUUUCUUGGAAGAAUUAAAGGCAGGUUCCUUGGAAAGAGAAUGUUUAGAAGAACAAUGUGAUUUUGAAGAAGCUAGUGAAAUAUUUGAAACCAUGGAAAAAACUUUAAAUUUCUGGGCAAAAUAUAUUGAUGGAGAUAUGUGUGUUUCCAGCCCAUGUUUGAAUGGACUCUGUAAGGAUGGCAUUGGGCGAUUUGACUGCAUAUGUAACAAAGGCUGGGAGGGACGAUUCUGCCAAAAUGAGGUCAUCUACACUAACUGCUCCAUUGCCAAUGGUGGCUGUGAACAUUUCUGCCAUGAGAGUGAAGGAAACAAUAAACAAUACCGUUACUGCAGCUGUGCUUUGGACUACCACCUGAUGGAUAAUCAUACUUCUUGUGAAGCUUCAGUGGAGUAUUCCUGUGGGAGAGUUGUGGAAUCCAAAUUAAAAGUUGCAAAAAUAAUUGGGGGUAGUCCUGGAAAAAGAGGAGACAGCCCUUGGCAAGUUAUGUUGGGCAAUAGUGCAGGAGAAUUUAAAUGUGGUGGUGUUCUCAUUCAUCCUGCUUGGGUAUUGACAGCUGCACAUUGUGUGUUUCGAGAAUCGAGAAUCAAACUGAUCCUUGGAAAAUAUCACCGACGGCGGAUAGAUGAAAGUGAGAUAACUAUCAUUGCUGACAAGAUAUUCUCUCAUGAAAAUUACUCUUCAGACACUUAUGAUAAUGAUAUUGCAAUACUACAUCUAUCCCACCCAGUUAUUGUCAAUAAGUAUAUUAUACCCAUUUGCCUGCCUACCCAUAACCUGGCAAAUCAACAGUUGAUGACAGAAGGGAUUCAAACAAUAGUAACAGGCUGGGGAAGCCAGAGUGCAAAUAGUAAGAAGAAUUUCUCCUCUGUUCUCAAUUUUAUUGAAAUCCCUAUAGCAUCACGGAAUGACUGUAUCCAUUCUAUGUGGAAUUCUUUAACAGCUAACAUGUUCUGUGCAGGGAUACCAGGAGAUAUACGAGAUUCUUGUCAUGGAGACAGUGGUGGUCCUAUGGUUGUAAAAUUCAAGAACACCUGGUUCCUACUUGGAUUAGUAAGUUGGGGAGAAGGCUGUGGGGAUCCUAAUAAUUUUGGAAUCUACACUAAGAUCAGCUCAUAUCUUGACUGGAUCAGUCAGAAAAUGAAAUCACUUUCUUUCCUAGCUUUUGUAGCUGUUCUACACUUUUCCCUUCCUAAUCAGGUAACUGUCUCCAAAUCAGUAUAUUCUACUAUUCAUUUUGGAUAUAAAAUGGCUAGAAUUUUCUUGGGGCCAACCUUGAUUUUCCUAAUCUGCUGCUUCAUCAUCUUUUCACAUUCGUUAUCAGUAUUUGUGAAAAAAGAGAAGGCAAAUCAGGUUCUGAGGAUUCAGAAACGUGCUAACACUUUCUUGGAGGAGAUUCUCCCAGGAAAUUUGGAGAGAGAAUGCAGAGAGGAACAGUGUUCAUUUGAGGAGGCAAAAGAGAUUUUCAAAUCAAAGGAGAAAACGAUGGAGUUUUGGUUCGAUUACAAAAAUUCCAACCCCUGUAAAGAAAAUACAUGUCAAAAUGGUGGAAUAUGUAAAGUCAGCCACUACACAUAUUCCUGUACGUGUCCCCCAAGGUAUGGAGGAAAUCAGUGUGAAAUAGAGAAAUUUGAAUGCUGGUACAAAAAUGGAUAUUGUGAGCAAUACUGCCAAGAUACCGAACAUUCACGUCAUGUGACCUGCUCCUGUGCAGCAGGAUAUACACUAAAAGAAGACGGGAAGAGUUGUACCCCCUCAGAUCUCUUCCCUUGUGGGUUGAUUAAGCGAUCCACACGUUCUUAUGAGGGAGGACGAAUCACGCAAAGGGAAACAAAUGCUCAUGAAAACAUGACCAAUUGGAAUCAGACAAGUUGGACUUCCUCGGGAUGGUUGAAUCUCACAAGAGAAAUUGAAGAUGACAUGGAAAAGCUAGAAGGAAAUUUCACAGAAGAGGAUUUACUCAGAUGGUCAAACACCAACUACACAGAUGAAGAUCCCAGAAUAAUUGGGGGAUCUUUUUGCCGCCCAGGAGCAUGUCCUUGGCAGGUACUGAUUCAAAAUAAUAGAGGUUACGGUUUUUGUGGGGGCAGCUUGAUCAGUAGUCAGUGGGUACUUACUGCAGCGCACUGUUUUGAUACCAUUAACCCACAUCAAGUUACAGUGGGAGACUUUGACAAACAUCAGCGAGAACGAGAUGAACAAAAAGUGAGAGUACGGCACUACUGGACACAUCCUCAAUAUAACUCACAGAACUACAACAAUGACAUUGCUUUGGUCCAGUUGACUAGUGAUGUGAUUUUUACCCAGAAUGUACUUCCCAUCUGCCUUCCUCGUCCUAACCUAGCUACUUUGCUGAUUGAAGAAGUAGCUCAUGGAACAGUUAGCGGAUGGGGUGCAACUCAUGUUAAGGGUAGGUUAAUUCGCUUUCUCAUGAAAGUUAGGUUGCCCAUUGUGAGCAUGGAGACCUGUCGGCAGUCAACUAAGAAGCUCAUUACGGACAACAUGUUUUGUGCAGGCUAUGAUGUGGAAGGGCAGGACGCUUGCAAAGGAGAUAGUGGUGGACCUUUUGCUGUAUCUUAUCAUAAUACUUGGUAUCUCUUGGGGAUUGUCAGCUGGGGAGAAGGUUGUGCUGAAGUCGGAAAAUAUGGCGCUUAUACUCUAGUACCCAAUUAUAUUUCAUGGAUAAAGGAAGUAAUCGAAACUAAUUCUGGAAGUUUUUUUGCAUAGCCUGCACUGAAAACCAAUCUGUAUAAAAUAUAUAUUUUUGUGCAUUUGGUAGUAUUUAACAACUUGAUUAGUAAGAUCACAUUGCAGAUUUGUUUCCUAUAGCUGCUCUUAACUGAAGUAAGCAAUUAAGUUGCCAUUUUCUUUGUACAGAAACAGAAUUGUUCUAUAAAUCUGUAUCAGUAUCCAAUUCAGAUUUAAGCAUAAGCAACUGGAUAGGUAGAAAUACUGCUUCAGCGCCCCCUUCUCAAAGUGAUUUUUCAACCCUUGCAAAGGGCUUCAGAGAUAGUCAAAAAUAGCCUCACAGUGUCCUGCCACAAGCUGUGUCUUUCAUAUGUUUGAACAAUGUAUGGGUUAAAAAAAGGUGGGGCUUGCAGGGUGAUUCUACAACUCUGCUUUCAUCAUUCUGAUCCUCCCUUGAAAUAUUUCCCCCUCCUCCCCCUCCACAAAGGCAUGGGGUUGUGUGAUCCUGCAGAGUGCAGUAGGCUAUGGUGGAAAAGGAAGAGCCAAACAUUCAAUUUGUGCUCAUACGAACAUGCAUAAUUUGAUGACUGAUCAGACUGACAAAAUCAUUGUCAUGGAUUCACAAAAUAUGUUUCAACUAUAAAUAGCCAAAGAUAAGAAACUUGCAGCUGCACAACUUGCCAUGUUUAGUUACUGUUACUCUUGAAUAACUUUUUGUGUUGACCAAAAAAAAAAAAAAAAACCCACAAAAGCAUACAACUGCAGAUUUUUAAUUAACCUGGUUAGUUGUCUCUCAUUAUUUUCAGAAUGUUGAAUACAAGAGCUGCUUCUGUCAAUCCAUUCCCUUCAUCUAAAUAAUGAUCUAAGUCAAUCAUUGCAACAGUCCAAGGAGUAAAAAGGGAUAUAAAGCAACCAAUGAAAUUGAGUUAAACAACAAAACUUUUAAAAUAUACGAAUAUGGUAUGAUUGCUUUUGAAAGUAAGAAUUGCAGUGUUUAGGUAAGCACACUAUGCUAUUUGAGGUCUCCAUCUCCAUCCCGAUUGUGCUGGCAAUUUUAGUGCCCGAUCAUGAUCAUUCAGGAGUACAGAUUGGUGGACAGAUUUGUUUCUAGAAGAUGGAAAAUAAAUCUGUAAAUAUUCAGCAGUUUUUAAACACUUAUAUAUAGCCUUGGGCGGUCUCCUAAAGAUUAUACAAGGCAUAGACUUCAGAUUCCAAAUGGUGUAAUAUAAUGCAUCAGUUAUCUGAAACAGAGACAGUGCCUCCCAGUGCUUCCAACUAGGAACAUUUACAGCAGGAAUGCCGAAUCUCUUUAAACCUCUCCCAUAGAGGUCAAAUGUAAAUACAUAAGGGGUAUUCUCCCCACACAAAGCCCAAAGUUAUACUUCUCCACUUGUUCUCUGAUGAAUAGUAUUUAGAGACAUACUGAAUGUGGAGGGAGUCUCAGGCACAGAACUGAAUUAUACUUGAAUGAUGUGCUGUGACUUGCAUUCCAUAAAGUGGGUAGGGCCAAGUGAAAGAAAAGAUUAAACAAUUUGAUUUUAUUCCAUUGAUUAAAUUUGAAUAAAAUAUGCUUCACCUUAUUACUUUUGAACCAGUAUGCCUAAGGAUAUGCUUUUAUGCCUCAUAGUUGUAAGAAUGUCAGUACUGCAUUGUGCAGCUAGAGGUCAGAACAGUAGUGCCAACAGCAAACUACAAGGAUUGCCAGAAUGACAGGUGCUUGAUAACAUCACCAGCCCAAGCAGAUCAAGUGUAUGUAUCUGAGCUACAAGAACAAGCUCCUCUUCCAAUAUGGAAAACAGAUCUACAGAACAUCAUCUUUUAUAUGAUUUAAGCAAACAGUGAGGGGAAAGAUCUCAAGAAAGGAAUGCUUCACAUUCUUCAAGUCAUCUUCCCAAAUAUAGGUAGGAAAGAAAAAUAUACAACAUAUAUUUUAUUUCUUUUACUUUACCACUAAUAUCUAUGGUAGUUCUAAGCUCUUGUGUUUAAAUUCAUAUUCAUUCUUAAUAAACAGCAUAUUAUUUUCCUCUGUCCUCAUCAUUGUUCUUAUAAGUGGAUGCCUAAUUUUGAGUAUCAGCUCAGCAGAAUGCCAUUAGACAGCAAAAACAGAUUGAAGGAAUUUCAAUAAAUCCAUAUUCCUAUUGUGAUGCUAACCAUAUUAAUGACUCCAGAUGGUUCUGUUUUAAUAAUCGCCAUCAGGCAAUUGCAAAAGGCAGCUUUGUUUAGAACAGCUUACAUCCUGUGAUAAUACUUCUAACACCAUCAAUAUUAACAGCAGCCUAUCCCAGACUCCUGAGGACUUGAUAUAUGGAUAAAAUCCAAUCUGAACAUCUGGCUGACUCUAUAAUAUGAAGUAGAAUUUCAUUACUUCCAACUAUUGUUACUUAAUGCAUUCCUUCUUUGAUGAGCAUUAAAAUAAAUGACAAUACAUUUAUAGAAGAGAUGAAAGAGAUUAUAAGGCUUCAGAAGACUCUUAAACCCGAUGAUAUAAGCGUAUUAAAUGUUUAAUAUGUUUUCUUUCUCUUCUAAAAUGUGAUAUAUUUGUCCCAAAGUAAAAAUGGUAUUUUUAAAAAA